AUGUGUCCUGCAAUGAAUGAAAUUGAAGGACACAUUUAAAAAAAAUAUAUAUAUAUAUAAUUAUAAUAUAAUAAUAAUAAUAAAAUAAAUAGCUCUAAAAAUAUAUGUAUCAGAUUAACCCAGUGUUUUCCAUGAAAGCACAUUGGAUGGAUUUGUUUUCUUUGAUAAACAGUGACUCAACUCUAAGAGACAAUUUCUGAAUGUGAAAAAGACAAAAAAAUAAAUAAAUACAAAAUAAAAUACUUGCGUAUAUUGUGUAUUAUCGUGAAAUAUAAAACUGACAUAUCCUCUGCCUGUUUAUUCACUGAGUGACAGGAAGUUCUACUUAUCUCUCUUCAUUGGGAGCAAAUGAAACCGCUGCAGGAUUUGACCAUGGAGCAAAGGUUUUGUCUUGCCUAAUUCAGGCUUGUUGUCAUUUGCACUUUGCGUCAGCUGGUUUGUGGACCCAGGCAGACUUUUAUUUCACGGCUAAAGGAUCCACAUAAUACAAAGAUAAUGGACAGGAACUUGGGCCUGACUCUCCUCCUGGUGCUGCUUCUGUGUCAUAAAGGCAACUCUGAGUCUCUUUGUCCAUACAAAUGUCAGUGUUUCACUCCGGUACAAGUCUUUUGUGCUGAUGAAAGGUUAAUGGCUUUACCCAGCAAUAUGUCCACGCAGGUGGAGGACUUUAUUUUAAUGAUAUCAUCUGUGUCGUACCUGUUCACUCAUACUUUCAAGGAAAGCCCACAGCUCACCAAGCUCGUCUUCCUUAAUAAUACACUGAUAAGUAUUCACGCUAUGGCAUUUGAGAGUCUGACUGAGCUGCAGGAACUGGAGAUCAGUGGGAACCCCUCGCUGGAGAACUUAUUUCUGGAGACGUUUUCGAAGCAGAGAAAAUUGAUUAAGCUGUUCCUCAACCACAACGGGUUGAAGACGGUGCCUCCAGGUACGUUUGACUCCUUGACACAGCUACAGACUCUGCAAAUGAAGGGCAACAUCAUCUCCUAUCUGCCCACAUUUCUUUUCCUGCACCUCCACAAGUUGCGCGUCUUGGACUUGUCUCAAAAUAAGCUUACAGGAGUCACAAGGGAGACCUUUUCUGGUCUGUCUGGGCUGGAGAUCCUGAAAUUGAACAACAACUUCAUUAGCAACCUCACAUCCGACAUGUUCCACAAUAUGUCUCAGCUGACGGAGCUUCACAUGGAGUGGAACAAGAUAGCACAACUCAGUGACGAUGUCUUCUCUAUGUUACCCAGCCUUAAGGUGCUGAACCUCCGUGGAAACCUUCUGACAACGUUCAGCGAAAAGGUGUUUGGGUUCCAACCUUCAAAUCUGAGUGAACUUAAUUUAAAAGGCAACAGACUGACUCAGUUGUCCUCUCUAAGUAGUCUGACCUCACUUGCCGACAUCGACUUGUCCUCUAACCGACUCUCCAUGCUUCCUGAAGACAUUUUUCUAAACAUUACAUUCCUCGAGACUAUUGAUGUUUCUGAAAAUCAGCUCACCUCAUUACCUGAAAGGAUAUUUAAUGAUCUGUUCAUCAUCAAGUCACUCUACCUCCACAGGAACAACCUGACCAAACUGGACACCCAACUGUUCAGGGAUCAGUCUUUCUUACAGCAGCUCUACCUGUCUGAAAACCAGCUGGAAACUCUCCCGCCGGGCCUUUUAGAUCCUUUUAUAUUCCAGCCCACCCUGAGGCUGCACGGAAACCCCUGGAAAUGUGACUGCCAGAUACGGUACCUGCAUGACUGGGUGCUGAGCAGCAGCCGAGACAUAGAGAUGUUGGACAGGGUGCUCUGCGGGAGCCCUGGCUACCUGAGAAAUCACGCGGUUGCCUCCAUCGACGAGAACCAGCUGGUGUGUCAGAUGUCCAAAGAUGAGCAUGUGCAGGAUCUCAGCACCUGCAGGCUCCAAGCCUCCAACGACACCUUCAUCAUCAAAUGUAAAGUGGACAAAUGUUCUCCGCACACAGUGAAGGUGCAGUUUCAGGAGGAGGACGGCAGCAUUAAGGAGCACAUUGUGAAAAACGAGGUCGAUCACUCUCAGUGUACCAGCAACAAGACAACAACCAUUCAGUAGUUUUUAAAAGACUUUUUUCUGUGUCACAUUAUAUGUUCAGACUGUUGCAGUCAAUACUGUAAACAAACCUCACCAGCUGAUAACCAGUAUACAUAAAUGCUGCUCAAUGAUAACAGGGGUGGAUGAACCUUUUUUUUUUUAAAAGAAAAAAAAAGAUUCAAAGUUCAACUUGUUAUUUUUUAAGAUCCUAAAAGGAACAAUGAGUAACAUGUCAAACAUCAGCUAACAACGUAAUUUGUCCUCAUGCCAGCUGGGGGUCGACAAAUGUUUGAAUGUGCAGUUUUGGAACGGUUUCACAUUAAAAAAAGAAAAAAGUCGGUAAAAUGAAA
This is a messenger RNA of Mugil cephalus (flathead mullet), 2390 nucleotides long. Its product is annotated as carboxypeptidase N subunit 2. NCBI's taxonomy places the organism in Eukaryota, Metazoa, Chordata, Actinopteri, Mugiliformes, Mugilidae. The transcript has 2 exons. The coding region runs from base 496 to 2061 and encodes 521 amino acids. The record is from RefSeq and is a predicted model, not a curated record. Gene Ontology annotation, molecular function: protein binding.